CGCCAGAAUACAUCGAAUGACCACACGACUGACAUGACACAUGCCAGGAGGUCCCUGCUGGGUGAUCCUGCGGAGCAUCAUCAAUCCAACCAUUCGACGUCAUUGCCACUUCUAUCUCCAUAUUCACAUCCCCGCCAGGAACAGUCCUCGCCGGUGGCGGCAGUCGGAUACUUGGCCAUGUACUUGUCGGAGCAGGCAAAGAAAGAGCACAUCAAGCAUGCGCUGCCGUUAAAUUCGCCACGGAAAGGGGCCAAGCUACAAAAACUGGUCGCUUCACCACCCAAACCUCCGCCACGUACACACAAGCAGCGCGAGCGCCAGUCGUACGACCUCGCCGAUGUUAAACUCCUCGCGGGGUCACUUAACGUCAAGGACGAAAAGCGGAUCACAGCAACCUUCGAACAACACAUUGCGUUAGCAGCCGAGCUCCACUCGAUCCGUGCAAAAGUGGGAGGGUACCAUGCCACCAUCGAGCGCGAGCGGGCUCGGCGGGAGGACCUCCGUCUGCAUUUGGAACACAGCCAGUCCAUGUUGCCACAGUGCCAGUCUCACAAAGCUGCGCAGGAUGCACAAGUCCGCGUCUUGGACGACGCGAUUGCAGUUGCAGCUCGUGAAGCGGCAGAGCUUAAGCGGACACUAGCGGAGGUCAACGCUGCUGCCAAACAACUUCACGCUACCACCGAUGUGGGCUCCUUUAUCGAUGAUUGGCGUUGUCUUUACAAGGAUACACUUGCUCUAGUACACGCACAAGUGCUUGCAGUCGGUGCCGAGCCUGACGAUCGAGCUGCAAGAUGUCAAGCACCAGCUAGAUCAAGCCACGAGUCAGUUGGUAGCUGCCAAGCAGCGCCUGCAGCAGUCCCAGCUACAGAAUGACACGGUUUUGGUCGAAUUGGCCCAGCAGACUGCUGAUGAAUCCACGAAAUUGCGGAAUUUGCACGUCGAGCUCGGUCAAAGCUCACAAACCUGUCAACACGUUGCGCAGUUCGUCGCGCGAUGCACACGUGAAUACGUCGACCGGACGGGGUGUCGUCUAACUUAAUACCCCACUGAUGGCGCAAUGUUAACAGGGCAUACCGUAGCUACAAAAUCUAGUUAACUUAACGUCAAGAAGAUGCCAAUUGUGUGAGA
Aphanomyces astaci is the source of this 1128-nucleotide messenger RNA. RefSeq lists its product as hypothetical. NCBI's taxonomy places the organism in Eukaryota, Oomycota, Saprolegniomycetes, Saprolegniales, Verrucalvaceae. The record is from RefSeq and is a predicted model, not a curated record. The transcript has 4 exons. The coding region runs from base 34 to 873 and encodes 279 amino acids.